AUGCUGAGUCCAGAAAAAUCACGAACGUCUGUGGUUGUGAAAGACGCCCCUGAAUCACCAGAAGCGGAAACCUUGAGGGACGGCAUUGUUGAGAACUCUGUCAACGCCGAACCUCCUCAAGAUCCUCCUGCUCCUCCACCAUCUGCAGAGGAGCAUGCAUUGGACGCGUCCAUUGCGGCUAGUAGCAUCCGAGGUAAGGUGGGAUACUUCUUCAUGUAUGCUGCGUUCUCGGUGUCGCCGUACUAUGGUCUUUUGCUUCAGCACAAGGGUUUUGCGCCCAUGGCUGUUGGAACCGUCGUCGCUUUCAUGCCGCUUAGCGUCCUCGUAAUACUUUCCCCAUUGUCGUAUUUAGCCGACCGAUAUCACUGUUCAAUGAAAAUUCACAUGUGUGGUGCAGUUGGCUCGGCGUUGCUCAUUUCCUUCGUUGUACCCACUUCUUCCCAUGUCCUCCUUGGGUUUCUUCUGGUGCUGCACUUUGUCUUCCGCACGCCUGUGGGACCCUUCAUGGAUCAACGGACCAUGUCUAUUCUACCUCCAGAUCGAAAAAUAGAGUGGGGACCGAUGCGCUCCUACGGGGCCUAUGGAUGGGCGUUUGGCGCCUUACUCAUUUCUGUACUUAUUGGCUGGAGUGACUGGUGGGGACUUGCCUUGAUGUAUGUUGUGGGCAUGACUAUUGCGAUGUACGUUGCCUUUACUAUUGUGCCACACGAUGAACCGGAAUAUGCCCAAAAGAACUACCUUCAAGUGCUACGCUACGUCUUGUCACACAGGCGGUUGUUCACUUUUCUUUCAGCACUUUGUUGUAUGGGUAUGGGUUACACCCUCAUUAGCACAUUUUUGUUUGUGUUUCUUGACACUAUUAACGCGCCAACCAUUUUACUUGGCCUUUCUGUCGUCAUGACGGUUGUUGUUGAGAUCCCGCUUUUUCAAUGCUCCAAGUACAUCCACGAGCACUACACGGAUCGGCAACUCCUCUCUGUUUCAUUCUUUGCAUGGUCUGUGCGGGUGACCGGAUACUCGUUUUUGUACAAUCCCUGGCUCGUGUUAUUCCUUGAGCCAUUACAUGGAUUUACGUUUGGUCUCAUGUGGUUGUCUGGCAUGCACUUUGUACGGCAUGCUUUUCCCAAAUCACUCUCCCAUUCCUCCAUUGGAUUCCUCAGUGCCACCGCGUUCGGCAUCGGACCCGUCAUGGGCAAUCUUGUCGGUGGAACACUCUAUCAACACUUGGGUGCACGAGGCAUGUUUCGGCUCAUGGCGCUGUUCAUGCUUUGCAUUGGCGUUGUUUUUCUGCUUAUAGACAGGUACUUGGAACGUCACGGCUACAGAGUCGAGGCGGAAGAGGAGGAGAAAGUGACGGCAGUGGAAGUUAUGGUGGAGAGUCCUGCUCCUGUAACGGCAGACGAUGCAAGGGAAUGA
Messenger RNA from Trypanosoma conorhini, 1416 nucleotides. RefSeq names its product MFS transporter, PPP family, 3-phenylpropionic acid transporter. NCBI's taxonomy places the organism in Eukaryota, Euglenozoa, Kinetoplastea, Trypanosomatida, Trypanosomatidae. Gene Ontology annotation, cellular component: membrane. The transcript has a single exon. The record is from RefSeq and is a predicted model, not a curated record. Bases 1 to 1416 code for a protein of 471 amino acids.